AGGAUGGUAUAGAUAUUGUUAUUUAUCAACGAUUCGAGCUCCGUGUGCCAACAGACAGUUUCAUCAGCAAUGAAGAAAAGCCAACUUAGCAGUUUAUUUGACGAGGAUGCCAGCUCUUCUGACAAGUCGCUGUUGACAUACCAGCGACCACACCCCCCUGAAACAGGCCAAACUGACAAUUCUCUCCCCUCUGCAAAUGUCUCACCAGUACUGCCAUCCACAAAACACCCCAAUGGCGCUGAGAUUUCCAAUAUCCCUGAAAAAUCUCAAGAUGAUAGUCAUUUGACAUCUGAGACAGAUGGAAGAAAGUCUUCAUCUUCAGACCAUUCUCCAACUGCUGGAGAAAGCAGCACUCCUGAGCUGCUGCACUCAUCUGUUGUCGCCGCGUUCACCUUCUCCGGCUCACAGAGUGUGUCACUCGGCUCCUUGGGGUGUGCUGUGUACUGGGAGCGGUCCCGCCGCAGGUCUGUUCUGGUGCUGUACCGCAGCCAGCAGCAGCAGAUCUGUCUGCUGACGCUCACAGCUUCCUCCCUGCCGGCCAUCCAACCACACAACUACGUCAGCUUCUGCUGUGAUGCUGGCCGCCAGUACAGCAUCCAUGUGGCGUCACAGGAAGCUCUGAAGGAGUUUGUGAUGAAAGCUGUGCUGGCUGCAGCACAGGCCGUGGAUGGGAGCAGCCCAGUGGCACUUCUGCUUGCCUCCGAGGACCACACGAAAACCGCCGGCGGACGCUGCGCGCGGGAGGGCGACCAGCUGACCCUCAACGUGUCGGAAUGGGGCGUGCAAGACCCGCGCUCACGGCCUCUGCGGCAGCUUCACAGCCCGGUGGACGACUCCGGGCCGCUGCUCGGCUCGUGGAGGUCCUCCCUGCGCGGCGCCCGGCCCGGCCAGCGCUGGGUGGUGGCUGAUCCCACCUCACUGGGGGUCGUGAGAGAGGUGUCUGUGACGGGGGUCCGUCCGGCGCCGCGUCGCCCUCCUCUGCGGCUGCCGACCGACGACGGAGGCGACUGGAGACCGGGGGAAGAACCGGAGGAGGAGCUGGAGGAGGCGGAGGGGUGCUUGACGCCCGAGUCUCCGCCGUCACCGCCGUCCUCACCUUUACUACCAGUCGCUGAGCGUGAUCGGACUGCGUCAGAUGUCAGAGAAACCAACAAUGAAGCCUCAUCACAGCAUCAUGGUGGUCGAGAUGAGGGUCAGGUUGCUUCAAAGGCGAAGGGACGCCCGGACGUUCUGGCGCGGAUGGCUCGGCUGGGUCAGCAGAUGUUCCCAGUGAUGGGGAAGGGGACGUCUCCCUCUCCACCACCCUCGCCACCGCCGUCUCCUGCUCGUCGUUCGCCGACUCCAGCCGUCCGCAGUUCAUCCCCGCGACCCCAGUCGCCUUCGGAAACCCAGAAGACCUCCUCAUCCGGAAAGGAAGUAUCGGGAACGACGGCGGCUUUAGCGUCGGAGGUAGAGGGAGGUCCAGCGUCCAGGAGAAAAGGAAGAGCGCCCGGCGGUCCGAAGCCGACCGUGACCGGCCGCCGUCCUCCGGUCCGCCUUCCUCCCUGCGCCCGUCCACCUGUGGCCGCUCGAGCGGACGGCACUGAGCUCGGCCUGCUGCUGGGACGGCUGGAGGCCAAGCUGGAGACGGUGCUGACCCGUCUAGAACCUCCCGUCGGUGUGGAAACCGACGCGGAAGCACUGGCGGCAGGCGUGCGCAGGCUGGCGACUGAGAACGCCGCGCUACGUGAGGCGUCUCGGGGAGCUGAUAGAGCGACUGAGCUGCGUCUGGAGGCGGAGAGAGCGCGUGCGGCGAUGACGUCCGAGCUGGCAGACUCGCUGGCGGCGCUGACCGACACCAAGAGGAAACUGGCUGAGACGGAGCGACGACUGGCGGCAGCAGAAGAGAAGGCUGUAGCGGCAGAAAAACGCGAAGAAGAGCUUAGGAUGAAGCUGACAGCUGCACAGUCAGCUUGCACUGCUGCGGGGAAGGAGACCCCAGAUGCAACACGGGACACCCGACGUAUGCUCAAGGGAGUGUACAAGACACUUGUGGCGCGUCUGCCGCCGGAUGAGACGUUCACUGGCGCAGCGGUGGCAGAAGUCGCCGCAGAGGUAGUCAGAGAGGCGCUGCAGAGAACGGAAACGGGACGGGUAGAGGGGCGGAGGACUCCAGUGACGGAAAAGAAAGAGGAGAGGAGCAGUGCGCCGCCAUUUGUGGCAGAGGACGAGUGUGUGGAAGCGGUAGAUUAGGUAGUAGACUGAGAUUAGAAUUGGGAGAAAGUGACUCGCUCAAAACGUGGCCUUUUGCCUCCGAUGUACUGUGUAUGCAUAUUGCUUGGUUUUAUCGUCCUUUCCAUUUAUACAAGCCAGUCAUUUAUUCUUCAAGUGCAGUCAUAAAGUAACUGGGUUUGUUGAAAUCAAAGGUAGGUACUCACUCGGGGCAUAGAAUGAGCUAACUUUGCGGGCGUCGCAGUAGAUCAUUGUGUGUCCGGUCGGCCCAUAACAUAAUUUACAUAAGCAUUGCUCGGAAUGGUAGCACGGCUUCUUUUAUCAAGUGCCAAAAGUUGUUCUGUGUUCAACUAAGAAGUCGCGGAUUGAAAUGUAGCGAGUGUUUGCUCGUGGUCGUGCGUGUUUGUCGCUUGUCAUACAGGCGUGCAGUCACAGGGUUUCUAAAGCCAUGUUCACUUUGUGAUCGGAAAUCUGUGAUAAAUUACUCCAUAAAAUUCCACUGCGCGGGCCAUGGCAGAGUCGGGUAGCUUGCUUUGUUGUGUGCUAUAUCACGAUAAUUGCAGUUUUUAUCAGUGUUUUGAAAACUUCGUUUUAUGGAAGAUCCAUGAAAUCAAUCAGAAUAUUCCAGUAUUUUACCCAUGUGUUAUGUUUAUUCCAUUUUACGAAUGUUGCAUCGUUAAUCAAAUAUACAAACAUACUGCUU
Messenger RNA from Amphibalanus amphitrite, 2914 nucleotides. RefSeq lists its product as uncharacterized. The transcript is spliced from 2 exons. The record is from RefSeq and is a predicted model, not a curated record. The coding region runs from base 70 to 2232 and encodes 720 amino acids. Lineage: Eukaryota; Metazoa; Arthropoda; Thecostraca; Balanomorpha; Balanidae.